Parathielavia appendiculata is the source of this 1173-nucleotide messenger RNA. Its product is annotated as transcriptional coactivator/pterin dehydratase. The record is from RefSeq and is a predicted model, not a curated record. Gene Ontology annotation, biological process: tetrahydrobiopterin biosynthetic process. Gene Ontology annotation, molecular function: 4-alpha-hydroxytetrahydrobiopterin dehydratase activity. Bases 232 to 927 code for a protein of 231 amino acids. The transcript is spliced from 3 exons. NCBI's taxonomy places the organism in Eukaryota, Fungi, Ascomycota, Sordariomycetes, Sordariales, Chaetomiaceae.
UUCUAGAAUCUGAAAUUGAAAAUAACAUCCGGCUAUUAUGGCUGCCUGUAUCGUAACUCAUAAGGUGGAGAAAAAGCCUUAAGCUGCUAUUACAGCCGAUAGCAGUUGUAGAAUACGGUACUAGCUCCCGCUCUUUGCAAUAUAUCGCGGUAAUUACCUCCGUACAUCUGUCUUGGAGCUCGAUUGGUCCAAGACUUGGUGGAAAUCAACUACCUCCGUCGGCCAUCAGCAAUGAGGCCUUCACGUCUUUCAAGAGUGAGCCCAGCAUCACUCGCAUUUCCCAGCUUGAAGCGGUCAACACAGGAUUUUAUUCCCAUCAGCCGUGCAUCAUCACCACUCGUUAUUCUCGCCCAUCGACAAUCUUCCUCCCCUCUCAUCCUCACCCGGAUUCUCGCCAUCACAACCGCCCACAUGAGCACCGGCAGCAAGCAACAGCCCAGGUUCUCGGCCGGCUCAGACCUGGCCGCCCUCGAAUCCACACUCUCUCCCUUGCUUACAUCCAAUGGAGGACGGUGGAAUCUCACCAUGGACGGCGAGGCACUCGAGCGCGAGUUCAAAUUCAAGACAUUUGCCAAGACAUGGGAUUUCAUGACGGCCGUUUCCUUGCAAUGCAAAAUCAAGAACCAUCACCCAGAGUGGUCCAACGUCUUCAACACAACCUUCAUCCGCUGGACAACCCACCACCCAAAGGGCCUCUCAGCAAAGGACAUCGAGCUGGCAGCGCAAUGCGACCAGCUGGCCCAAGACUUUGGCGAGGUCGCCGAGCAGGAGCAGCAGUCAACACAGCCAUCGCCGUCUCAACCAACAGGGAGAGGACCGCAGCAGCAGCAGCAGCAGCAGACUGGUGGGACAGCAACAUGUGGGCUCGCUGGGCUGGCCGCCAGGGCGGUUGGCUCGGCCGGUGAUUGCUGCGUGCCGAGAAAGUGAAUAAUAUCAAUGGAUACUUGCGUCCGUGCCUGCCAAACACCAACCACCGAGCUAGGUCGGGGAGGGAGCGGCCUCACACAGAGCGUACAGGGCGGCAGCCGGAGGCGCUGUGGGGUGAAAUCGGGCGGGUUUGUACGUAACUGUUUCGUUAGGUGGGAUCAAAAGACUGGGAACGUACCUAUGCAAUGCAAUGCCAUUACGGAGUAUACACGUGUACAAUACCAUACAAACGGAUGAUGGGUGGGC